AUGGCUUCGGUUCGGUUGUCCACACGACAAGUACUCAAUGUGCUUCGACGACCCCGCACAUGCCAAAAUCUCGCGCCAACAGCCUUGUCAAUCCAGCUUGGGCUCCGGAAUAUACAUGUCUCCCCGACCCGUCUGACCGACCGGCCAACGACACUGACCAACAUCCUCGCUUCCGACAUACCCCCACCAGUUCAGGUCCUCUCCGUCUCAAAGACAGGCAUUAAGCUCGCUGACGGACUCGUCCUGACCGGACCUGUUAUAUUCUUGGAUGGAAAAGUGUUUUUGUGGGACGUUCCGAACGGCGGGUUCAGUUCUACUGUAAGUACAGGGGAUGGGAUCGGGUGGGAAGGCUGGACGAGCGAGCAUUGGUCCAUGUUCGAGGUUGUCGUACCAAAGCCUGAAAUUCUCGUGUUUGGUACGGGUGCACGCGUGGAAUUCGUCCCGCCCAGAGUAAGGUCAUAUAUAACGGGACUGGGCAUACAACUGGAUGUAAUGGAUACCAGAAACGCAUCGUCGACAUAUAAUCUCCUAGCGGAAGAAGGAAGACGGGUCGCUGCGGCACUCCUCCCUUUGGAGCCCAAGUUAUGGGAGAGAAAGAAAGGGUUUUGA
Messenger RNA from Pisolithus orientalis, 609 nucleotides. RefSeq names its product DUF498-domain-containing protein. Gene Ontology annotation, biological process: mitochondrial respiratory chain complex I assembly. The record is from RefSeq and is a predicted model, not a curated record. Lineage: Eukaryota; Fungi; Basidiomycota; Agaricomycetes; Boletales; Pisolithaceae. The transcript has 4 exons. Bases 1 to 609 code for a protein of 202 amino acids. Gene Ontology annotation, cellular component: mitochondrial inner membrane.